Molecule: messenger RNA, 716 nt
Organism: Nymphalis io (European peacock)
Lineage: Eukaryota; Metazoa; Arthropoda; Insecta; Lepidoptera; Nymphalidae
Exons: 3
Coding region: 231-689 (152 amino acids)
Source: RefSeq, a predicted model, not a curated record
UUCUAUUUGCAAUUUACCUUUUUAAUAUUACUUAUUAAUUUGUGCUUGUAAUUUAUCUCGUAUAAAAAUUCUGCAUUAUCCACUAAUCAGCAUGGAAGCAGUGUUUUGGGAUAAGCCCGAAACGUCUUACUUAAGAGAGAUAAGACUGGGGCGAUUAUUUUAAAGGAGCAUAUAAAACGAUCAAGCUGGACUUACAAAGUAGCAGUUGAACACCAGACGUUACAAGCAAAAUGCAACAAAUCAUUAUAUUCAGCGCCAUUUUGGCAGUCACCCUCGCCGCGCCAGGCUACCUAGGAUACAACGCCUAUGUACCUCUUGGCAAGUCGACCAUCACAGCAAGCAGCCAAUCUAUCGACCACGGAAGCACCCACGUCUUACACACGCCUGUGUUGGCGACGCACGAAGUUGAAUACCACGUGCCCUUGGGAAAGACAACUGUCACAAAGAGCAACCAAGUUGUAAACCAUGGAAGUACCGCAGUGGUCCACACCCCAGUGGUCCAUGCCCCAGUGGUCCAUGCUCCAGUGGUCCAUGCCCCAUUGUUCCAUGCUCCAUCUUACUACACCUCAUAUUCCUCCCCGAUAGUCUCGUACAAAACUGGUGACUCCGCUAUAAGUCAUCAAAGCUCAACUGUGCACGAAACUGUACCGGUUGUUAACUCAUUACCGCUGUACGCUUCAUACCACUGAUAUUGUUUUAUAAAUAAAUUAUUUUGU